AUGACUGGUUUGAUGCGGCUGAUGCUAUUACUACUACUACUGCUUCUGUUGUUGAUGUUGCUGCUGCUGCUUCUGCUUCUGCUGUUUGGUGGUGGUGGUAGUGGUGCUGGUGAUAAUGGUGUAGUAGUGGUGAUAUCGGUAGGUAGUGCUACUGCUAUUACUGCAGUGGCACUGCUAGCAGGUUACGAGAAGAAUUUCAUGGUGAAAGAUAAAACGAUGAAAUCUUCGGAAAUUCUUGAAAUGAACGGAAGAGAUAGACCUGCAAUGGCUAAAGUUACAAUGAAUGAUAAUGUUGAUAAUGAUGAUGAUGAUGAUGAUGAUAGUGAUUGA
This is a messenger RNA of Brugia malayi, 330 nucleotides long. RefSeq lists its product as uncharacterized. The transcript is spliced from 3 exons. Bases 1 to 330 code for a protein of 109 amino acids. NCBI's taxonomy places the organism in Eukaryota, Metazoa, Nematoda, Chromadorea, Rhabditida, Onchocercidae. The record is from RefSeq and is a predicted model, not a curated record.